Messenger RNA from Colletotrichum graminicola M1.001, 216 nucleotides. RefSeq lists its product as uncharacterized. Lineage: Eukaryota; Fungi; Ascomycota; Sordariomycetes; Glomerellales; Glomerellaceae. The transcript has a single exon. The record is from RefSeq and is a predicted model, not a curated record. Bases 1 to 216 code for a protein of 71 amino acids.
AUGGGCGGUCUACUGUCCCAAACCCGAGAUAGCUACUUUGCAGGAAGGACAAGAGUGCGAAAGAGAUUGGUUGGUGCCACAGCUGGCUGGCUUGUCGACAAGGACCUGACUGAGACGGAGCCCGGGCUCGACUCGACUCGACUUGUUUGGCUCGCCCUUGCGCCGCUCCGAAGAGCAAGCAGCGCGCAGGUUUUCUUGGUGCGGGUUGCCAAGUAG